Molecule: messenger RNA, 1413 nt
Organism: Phytophthora sojae
Lineage: Eukaryota; Oomycota; Peronosporomycetes; Peronosporales; Peronosporaceae
Exons: 12
Coding region: 1-1413 (470 amino acids)
Biological process (GO): microtubule-based movement
Molecular function (GO): microtubule motor activity; microtubule binding; ATP binding
Source: RefSeq, a predicted model, not a curated record
AUGGUUACCGUAUCGUCAAGAGAAGAGGUGGAUGCCAUAGUGCAAUGCGGGCUGAAACUUCGCUCGACGCACGAAACCAAAAUGAACGCAGUCUCAUCUCGAUCGCACACCGUUUUCACGAUCCACGUAUUUCAGCAAGUUCGAGACACAGAGGAAGUGAUCUACGGGAUGCUCAACAUGGUUGACCUCGCGGGGUCUGAGCGCUUAAAGAAAAGUGAAUCUGACGGUCAGCGUCUCAAGGAGGCAUUGCACAUUAACUCCAGCUUAAGUGCAGUCGGCAAAGUAGUCAUGUCGUUGGAUCCAGAGAGCGGCUACAACUACAUCCCUUACCGAGACUCCAAACUCACGCGUCUUCUGCAGAAUAGUAUCGGAGGGAACUGUUUUACUACUCUUAUUGCCACGAUCCAUCCGAUGAAAGAGCACUACGAAGAGUGCCUUGGUACUUUACAGUUUGCUAACCGUUGUCGGUCACCACGCGUGAAUCACAUCAACGGCACCAUUGCGGACAAGGAUCGGCGUAUCCGAAAACUUCAAGAAGAGCUGAGCAUCUUGCGACGACAGCUGGAGGGAUUGCGCACCGAGUACAACAACAGGUUCGUCGCCACACUAAACGAGCUCGGUUUCCAGGCCGAAGAGAUUUCGGAGAGCGGUGAAAUCAAAUUUGCCGACGGACUGGUACUGAAAUCAGUAUUUGCCGAUGAAGACCAAGGCGAUCAUUUUGCGGCCUCUGCUGAAAACGCUAGAUCCGACCGCGAUCGCUUACGACAAAAGUAUGACAAUGCGAAGAGUAAUUUUACGGUAGUUGUGACUGAAGCCAAGAAGGAUAAGGAGAAUGCGCGGCAAGUCAUUAACGAGCAAAAGCGAAGAAUCGCCACGCUGGAAGGCUGUUUACAGCAGAAAGCGAACGAAUAUGAGCGCGCUUUGGCAUCGGAAGCAGCACGACAUCGAGCAGAAAUGCAAGCGCUUCUCAGCCGAAAUAACCAAGCGCAGCAUGUUGGGGUAGACAGCCAGAACCCUCUCCAGCAGUAUUCGACCUCAACCAUCAACCCAGUAGACGCUUCCGGGACCUCAAAGGAUCGUGAAAAGCAAUUCGAACAGAGACUUCGUCUGCGGGUGGCAUCCUUGCAAAAGGCAAAAGAGAAUGAAAUCGCCCUUAUCCGACAGCAGUAUGAACAGUCUCUGAAAAGCAAGACGGAAGAGCUCAACGAAACAAACGCAAAGCUUCAGCAAAUGCAGCAGACCGCGACGGAGACAAUGGAUAACAUUCGUGAGGACUGCUUGGAGUUGUACACGUACGUUGGGCGGCUAGUUAGCGCUGUUGAUACAAGCCAAAGAACCUUUUCACUGCCAAAAAAUAUUCUGGCGGACCCUACCAAGCUCCGGCACGUCAAGGCCAUUGUACGAGCCGAAUAG